This is a messenger RNA of Lactuca sativa (garden lettuce), 972 nucleotides long. RefSeq lists its product as uncharacterized. Lineage: Eukaryota; Viridiplantae; Streptophyta; Magnoliopsida; Asterales; Asteraceae. The record is from RefSeq and is a predicted model, not a curated record. Gene Ontology annotation, molecular function: DNA helicase activity. Gene Ontology annotation, biological process: telomere maintenance; DNA repair.
AUGCCUUACCCAGAUUUUGAUUGUGUAUCUUCUUCCAAUAAUCGUUUGAUUGCUGAGGAGUUAUCUUACGACAUCACAAGUCUUCAAAACGAAUUUCAGACACUGAUUGAUUCAUUAACAAAUGAACAACGAGGUGUUUUUGAGGAUGUCAUGGAAGCAAUUGGAGAUAAUAAAGGAGGACAAAUUGUUUUGACUGUUGCUUCAAGUGGUAUUGCUUCUUUGUUACUAACCGGAGGUAGAACAACACACUCUCGCUUUGGUAUUCCAUUGAAUCUUACUGAAAAUUCUAUUUGCUCUAUAAAUCGAGACAGUGAUGCUUCCAAAUUACUAAAACAAACAUCGCUGAUUAUUUGGAAUGAAGUGUCGAUGGUUCAUAAGCAUGCAUUUGAAGCAUUGGAUCACACUUUAAGGGAUGUUUUAAGUUUUGGUAAUGUUAGCAACUCACAUAUCACAUUUGGAGGUAAAGUAAUCGUAUUUGGAGGUGAUUUUAGACAAAUUCUACCAGUUGUUCCUAAUGGUAGCAGACAAGAAACUGUCAACGUGUCGUUAAGUUCUUCAUAUAUAUGGACAAAUUGCAAAGUUUUAAAAUUAACGAAGAAAAUGAGGUUGACUGUUGAAAAAGAUCCGUCUGAAAUACAACAAACAAGGUUAUUUGUAAAUUGGCUCUUGGAUACAGGAGAGGGAAAUGUCGGUGGUUCUAAUGAUGGUGAUGCAGUUAUUCGUAUUCCUGAAGAUAUUCUUAUUACUCAUUCUUUUGAUCCUAUAGGUUCAUUAAUUGAGUAUGUAUAUCCAUCAUUUCUUGACAACUUGAACGAUCCCAAAUAUUUUGAAGAAAGAUCAAUACUUACACUGAAACAUGAAGUUGUUCAAGAAAUAAAUGAUAGUCUACUUUCAUUGUUUCCUGGAGAAGAAAAAGAAUACCUCAGUUCAGAUAGCGUCUGCCAGACAGAGUUUAUUUCACAAUCAGUUUGA